AUGCCUUCGAUCUUGCUUUUUGGCGUAACAGGCCUUGUUGGCUCACAUCUUAUUUUGGCCCUCAAGAAUGAAUACCCCAAUCUUCCAGUCACCGUGUUCUUGCGCAACAAAACUCUCGACACGUAUCUGUACGAAACUGCCGGUGUGAAGCGGAUCGUACAUGGUACGUUUGACGAGAAGGACAAAAUCGUCGCCCUCGCCAAAGAGCACGAUAUUGUAAUCAACGUUGGUUCGUCAUGGGAUGUGCCUUUGAGCGAGGCGAUUGUGGAAGGAUUGAGCCAGCAACCGGAAGAGAAGAAGAAGACCCUCAUCCACAUGAGUGGAGCGGGCAAUUUUGUGGACAAGAGGUGGAUAGAUGGGGCGUUCCACGCGGAAGCAAAGGUCUGGGAUGACAGCAAUCCAGAAGACAUGAAGCUCAUCAACCCUUCCAUGCUCAAUGGUGGGCCAGACACUGUAGUCCUGAACGCUGGCAAGCAAGGUAACAUCGGGACCUACAUUGUCUUCCCUUCAGGCAUCUAUGGCAACGCAGCGGGGCCAAUUCCAGCCCUAGGGGUGGUUCAACUGAUUUACCGGGAGAAAGCGAAAGAGCUGGGAUUUGUGCCGUACGUCGGAGAGGGAAGUGCCAUCUUCAAUUGCCUCCACGUCAACGCCAUUGCCCCCUUCAUGUUAAAGGUCCUGGACCUGACACUACGCGAGGAUACGCCUCAAGGGUCUGUCUAUGAGCGGUGUUUCGUGAUUGGGGGGCCCGAAAUUGCGUGGAAGGACGCAUCAGCAGCUUUUGCAAAGGCUCUGUACGCGGACGGGAUCGUGUCGAGUCCUCAGGCCAGAAGUGUGACGCGGGAGGAAGCAGGCGAGGGUGAGUUGCCGAUGCUGAUGUCGAGCAGUGUCAAGUUUGUGUCGCGACGGGCAGAGAAAUUGGGUUACCAGCAUAACGAAGUUGGACUGGUGGAAUUCUUGAGCAAGUCGAGAUAG
This is a messenger RNA of Fonsecaea erecta, 972 nucleotides long. RefSeq lists its product as hypothetical. The record is from RefSeq and is a predicted model, not a curated record. NCBI's taxonomy places the organism in Eukaryota, Fungi, Ascomycota, Eurotiomycetes, Chaetothyriales, Herpotrichiellaceae. Bases 1 to 972 code for a protein of 323 amino acids. The transcript has 4 exons.